AUGAAUGAUAGUUUACGUACCGAUAUUUUUCUACGUUUUCCUCCUGAAACAAUUGCUUGUGCAUGUAUCGAUUUAGCAGCACGAAAUCUUCAAAUUGCAUUACCAAAAAACCCACCAUGGUAUCUUAUAUUUGGUGCAAAACCAGAAGAAAUUCGUUAUAUUAUGAUUCAAAUUCUUCGAAUAUAUAAACAUCGACCAAAACCACUUGAUGAACUUGAAAAAAUUGUUAAUUCAAUUCGUGAAAAACGUGAGAAUGAAAGAAGAAAAUUUCGUCCAGAUUUUGGUAAUGAUUCUCCUGCUCCACAACAAACUAUUCAGACAAAUAUAUCAUCAACAGGAGUUUCAUUUUCAACACCAACGAACAUACAACCUGACAUAGCCAAUGUAAUAACAACAACAACGACGACAAUAGUAGAAGAAGUAACUAAAGUGACAAGUGAAUCUUUAAAUGGAACAACAGCAACAACAAUAAUAAUAAAACAACAUGAUAGUGAAACUUUACGUGAAUCAUCAACAAACAAUAAUAAUCGACAUCAUCAUCAUCAUCAUCAUCGAAGAAAAAGAAGUACCACUCCAAGCAGAUCUUCAUCACGAUCAUAUUCUCGUUCUCCAAUUCAUCAUUCACAAAAGAAAAAGAAAACUUCACAUCGUAGUCGUUCACGAUCUCGUUCGUCAUCACGUAGAAGACAUAGACAUCUAAAAGAUAAACGACAUCAUAGUAGUGGUUAUACAUCCAGUAAUCAUCAGAAGAAAGAUAAAAAACAACGAACACAGGAUGACAAUUAUACUUCGAAUAAUAUCAAAUACUCAACAUCAACUAAGGAUGCAAAUAAUAAUAUUCACCAACGUUCACAUCGUCAAUCAUCAAAAGAAACAAACGGUGUUUCAUCAUCAUCAUCCAAUAGAAAAAUCAUUUUGAAAUAA
Messenger RNA from Adineta steineri, 924 nucleotides. The record is from the annotation of a GenBank genome assembly. Lineage: Eukaryota; Metazoa; Rotifera; Eurotatoria; Adinetida; Adinetidae.